AUGGCGCUGGCAGACCCAGAGGUCAUGGAUGUGGAGAUGCUGCGGGACUGGUGCAGGUGGAUGAACGUCAGCUUCCGCAGGAGUCUGCUCAUCCUGGGCAUCCCGGAGGACUGUACCGAUGACCAGUUGCAACAGUGUUUGGAGGGCUCCCUGUCGCAAAUGGGCAAGUUUGAGGUGCUGGGCAGAGUGUUUCGAGAGGAGGAUGAUGCCAUUGCAGCCCUGGUGAAUCUGAAGCAGGAAGUCAACUAUGCUUUGGUUCCCAGGGAGAUCCCAGGCAUCGGGCGUCCCUGGAGCGUGGUCUUUGUGCCCCGAUGCUCAGGCGAGGACUUUCUGGGUCGCCUAUUCAACUUCCUAGAGCAGCAGGGGCAGACUGUAGAGAGCAUAGCUGGGACCCUGGGGCUGGGGCUGCGCAGGGUGUGCUGGCUGAGGUCUUUCAGUCGGGUCAUCCAACCCUGGGUGGAGACAGUGCAUUAUCAGCCCCUGCGGGUGUUCUCUGGGAGUGACCCGCCAGCCCCGGGGGAGUUGUCCUUCGAGCCCUGGCUGGACCACGCCACUGAAAUGAUGCUGGUGUGGGAAGGGGUCUCAGAAAGGGAGAAGAGUAGGAGGCUGACGGAGGGCCUCCGAGGGGCAGCCCUGCAGGUGGCAUACGAUGUCCUGGCAAGUCACCGUGUCAGGACAGUCCAUCAAUGCCUGGACGCCCUGUUCCACGUGUUUGGAGUCCGCGAGUGCGAGGCCAGCCUGCGGCUCAAGUGUGUGACCGCUGAGCAACAGCCAGGAGAGACUCUCACCGCUUUCGUGGUGCGGCUGGAAGGCCUGCUGCAGAAAGCCCUUCGGGCAAAGGCCCUGGAUGAGCUCUCAAUUGAGCACUUGCGCUCAAGGCAGGUGCUCAACGGGGCCCACCUUAUUCGGAAAAUGGAAAAGAUCCUGGCUGAGAAGGUCUCAAAGGGGAGGUACCCAGGUUUCGAGGACAUUGUGGCGAUGGCUCAGGAGUCUGAGCGAAUGAAGGGUAUAGCAGCCAAGAAGAUGCUGAGAGAACAGCAGGCACAAGGGGCUGCUGCCACGGCCACUGCCCAGGCAGAUGCCACAGCCAAAGCUCAGGCCGAGGGUGACAAGGUGGAGGAGAAGCAGCGGGAGCAGGAGAAUAGUGACAACCAUGCCCGGGUCCCUGCGGGCCUGGGUCAGACAGGGCUCUCAGAGGCCUCCCAGAGAAAGGGAGAGAGAGAAGAAAAUAGACCAGGGAUGGAAGGCAGUCCCCUGCCUGACCACAUGGGCAGCGCUUCCUUGGCAGGUCCACGAGAUCCAGACACUGUGCUAGGGCACCUGGUCCAGGCGCUAGACCAGGAGGCCGAGGAGCACUAUCAGGAGGGGCUCAAGCCCAUCCUGGAGGAGUCGGAAAGUGAGGACGGGGCUGGGGAGCUGAGCCCCUCUAUGCCCUCCCCUGGCAAAUAG
Molecule: messenger RNA, 1449 nt
Organism: Pipistrellus nathusii (Nathusius's pipistrelle)
Lineage: Eukaryota; Metazoa; Chordata; Mammalia; Chiroptera; Vespertilionidae
Source: the annotation of a GenBank genome assembly